This is a messenger RNA of Eufriesea mexicana, 1744 nucleotides long. Its product is annotated as UDP-glucuronosyltransferase 1-6. NCBI's taxonomy places the organism in Eukaryota, Metazoa, Arthropoda, Insecta, Hymenoptera, Apidae. Gene Ontology annotation, molecular function: UDP-glycosyltransferase activity. The coding region runs from base 152 to 1717 and encodes 521 amino acids. The transcript is spliced from 6 exons. The record is from RefSeq and is a predicted model, not a curated record.
UAAUAAUAUCAAGAUAAAAUUUACGUAACCGUUAAGUAAUUAACUCUAAUUAACCUCAGGAGGAUAGCCUUUGCUAUACCGUUUAAUGGGAGUAGAGGUAAAAGAGGAUCAAAGCAUCACGAAUUCAACCUGGGAAUAGAGGAAAGAGAGCAUGAAGUACCAAAAAAUACUGUUGUCUCUAGUACUGGCUGUGUUGGUACAUACAGAUGUUGCCUACAGAAUACUCUGUAUCUAUCCAUACCAAGGGAAGAGCCACUUUCAAAUGUUCGGGACCCUGUCCAGGGCCCUUGCAAAAAGGGGGCACAAAGUUGACGUGAUCAGCCAUUUUCCAACAGAGAAACCGCUAGCUAAUUACACAGACAUCAUUAACUUAAGUGGCAAGGGAAUUUACUCUGCCAUAAGUGUCGAGGAGUGGCGAAAGAUGCAGCUACAGGUGACAUAUUUCAUAGCCACAAUGUUCGGUAAUUCUAUAUGUGAUCUAUUGUUCCGAGAAGAAAUGCAGAAUUUUAUCAAAAACCCACCUAACGACCCACCGUACGAUCUCGUAAUUGCUCAGUACUUCGGCUCGCCGUGUUACUUAGGAUUCGGCAAUCUACUGAAUGUACCAGUGGUCAUCGUUACAUCGUUCCUAGAAUUUCCAUUUAUCAACACCUUUAUGGGGAAUACUCAAAACGACGCUUUCUUUUCGGGUUUCUUCAACGAAAAUCCCUCGAUAGAAACGUUCUUCGAUCGUUUGUGGAAUGCCUACACGAAUUACCACGCAGUAAUAGUCUUUCAACAUUACUCGGCGGUUCAAACCGAUAUAAUGAGGAAGGCCAUGGCUUUGCCUCAUAUGCCCGAUGUCAGAGCGCUGGAGAGGCAAGUGGCAUUGGCCCUGGUGAACACGCACUACAGCUAUUACGGUGUCAAACCCAUUACACCGGCUAUGAUCGAAGUCGGAGGGCUGCACGUGGUUGAAGAAGCGCCGAAAUUGAGUCCGGAAAUCAAGAAGUGGUUGGACUCAGCGGAUCACGGAUUAGUAUACUUCUCGUUAGGCACGAUAUUGAACAUCGAAAAGUUCCCUGAAGAGACGGUGCUGAAAUUGUAUAGGUCGUUAGCGAAAAUUUCGCCGAUAAAGGUCCUGAUGAAGAGCACCAACGCGUCGGAUUUACCAGCUGGUCUACCUAGCAACGUGCUCACAGCGUCUUGGGUUUCGCAGUUUUCUGUGCUGAAACAUAAGAAUACUAGAGUAUUCGUGACUCACGGUGGCCUCAUGGGAACCCAGGAAGCUAUCUACUGUGGGGUUCCUAUGAUAGGGAUACCUGUGUUCGCGGAUCAAGUGAAGAACAUCAAGACCUUGGAGCACAAGAAUGUUGCGGUUCUGCUAGAUAGCCUGAACAUCACUGAACAGGGCAUGGACUCCGCGUUGAAUAAGCUCUUGCACGACCCCAAGUACAGGGAAUCCGCGAAGAGAAUGUCAAGGUUGUUCAGAGAUCGACCAAUGAGUGCCGUGGAUACAGCGAUCUAUUGGAUCGAAUACGUGGUCAGAAACGGACCGGACAGCUUGAGAUCAUCGGCGACGGAGUUGCCUUGGUGGAAAAUAACCCUAAUCGACGUAUUCGCCUUCUUGGCCGUGUGUUUCGCCCUAUUAAUUUAUUCGUUAUGGCUCCUUCUGAAACUUCUGUCAAGGAAUCUUUAUCGCAGAAGCCUUGUCCCGUUAGAAAAGAAAUUAAAAUGAGACCAAUGGGUAAUUCAUUAAAGAAAA